UGUGUCGCACCCAGGCGAGCUGUCCAGCCGGGCCCCGCACCCGAGGCCCCUUGUCUGCAAAGGCUCAAGGAAGCUUCAACAGAUCUUCCACUGAAAAAAAAAGAGAAAAAGAGCCCAGUUUUGCUUCUGUCUGGGCUCCCCAUCUGACAGAGCAGGAUGUCGGGGGCGUCGGUGAAGGUGGCGGUACGCGUGCGGCCCUUCAAUUCCCGCGAGACCAGCAAAGAGUCCAAAUGCAUCAUCCAGAUGCAAGGCAACUCAACCAGUAUUAUCAACCCAAAGAACCCCAAGGAAGCUCCAAAGUCCUUCAGCUUUGACUAUUCCUACUGGUCUCACACCUCGCCGGAAGACCCAUGUUUUGCCUCUCAAAAUCGCGUGUACAAUGACAUAGGAAAGGAAAUGCUCUUGCAUGCCUUUGAGGGCUACAACGUCUGUAUCUUUGCCUAUGGGCAGACCGGUGCCGGGAAGUCCUACACGAUGAUGGGCAAACAGGAGGAGAGCCAGGCUGGCAUCAUCCCGCAGUUAUGUGAGGAGCUCUUCGAGAAAAUCAAUGACAACUGCAACGAGGAGAUGUCUUACUCCGUCGAGGUGAGCUACAUGGAAAUCUACUGUGAAAGAGUGCGAGAUUUGCUGAACCCCAAAAACAAGGGCAAUCUGCGUGUCCGCGAGCACCCCCUCCUUGGCCCGUAUGUGGAGGAUCUGUCCAAACUGGCCGUCACCUCUUACACAGACAUCGCUGACCUCAUGGACGCCGGAAACAAAGCCAGGACAGUGGCGGCGACCAACAUGAACGAGACCAGCAGCCGUUCCCAUGCUGUGUUCACCAUCGUCUUCACCCAGAAGAAAAUGGACACUGAGACCAACCUGUCUACUGAGAAGGUCAGUAAAAUCAGCUUGGUGGAUCUGGCUGGCAGUGAACGAGCCGACUCAACUGGCGCCAAAGGAACUCGAUUAAAGGAAGGAGCCAAUAUUAAUAAGUCCCUCACAACUUUGGGCAAAGUCAUUUCCGCCUUGGCAGAGGUGGAUAACUGCACCAGCAAGAGCAAGAAGAAGAAGAAGACAGAUUUUAUUCCCUACAGGGAUUCCGUUCUCACUUGGCUCCUGCGAGAAAAUUUAGGUGGCAAUUCCCGGACCGCCAUGGUCGCAGCUCUGAGCCCCGCUGAUAUCAACUAUGACGAGACUUUGAGCACUUUGAGGUAUGCAGAUCGUGCUAAGCAGAUCAAGUGCAAUGCUGUCAUCAACGAGGACCCCAACGCCAAGCUCGUUCGUGAGUUAAAGGAGGAGGUGUCCCGGCUCAAGGACCUUCUUCGCGCUCAGGGCCUGGGCGAUAUUAUCGACAUUGAUCCAUUGAUCGAUGAUUACUCUGGAAAUGGAGGCAAAUAUCUGAAAGAUUUUCAGAACAAUAAGCAUAGGUACUUGCUAGCAUCUGAGAAUCAACGUCCUGGCAAUUUUUCCACAGCAUCCAUUGGCUCCCUUACUUCAUCUCCAUCUUCCUGCUCACUCAGUAGUCAGGUGGGCCUCAACUCGGUCAGCAGCAUUCAGGAGAGGAUCAUGUCCACUCCGGGCGGAGAGGAGGCCAUCGAGCGUCUGAAGGAGUCGGAGAAGAUCAUCGCUGAGUUGAAUGAGACCUGGGAGGAGAAGCUGCGGAAGACAGAAGCCAUCAGGAUGGAGAGAGAGGCCCUGCUGGCAGAGAUGGGCGUUGCCAUUCGGGAGGAUGGAGGGACCCUGGGAGUUUUCUCACCUAAAAAGACCCCACAUCUCGUGAAUCUCAACGAGGACCCACUCAUGUCUGAAUGUCUGCUUUAUUACAUCAAAGAUGGGAUCACCAGGGUUGGCCAAGCAGACGCGGAGAGGCGCCAGGACAUUGUGCUGAGUGGGGCCCACAUUAAAGAGGAGCAUUGUAUCUUCCGGAGCCAGAGGAGCAGCAGUGGGGAUGUGAUUGUAACGCUAGAGCCCUGUGAACGAUCUGAGACUUAUGUCAAUGGCAAGAGGGUGGCCCAACCUGUUCAGCUGCGCUCAGGAAACCGUAUCAUCAUGGGUAAAAACCACGUGUUCCGUUUCAACCACCCGGAGCAAGCGAGGGCCGAGCGGGAGAAGACCCCAUCUGCUGAGACCCCGUCGGAGCCCGUGGACUGGACGUUCGCCCAGAGGGAACUGUUGGAGAAACAGGGGAUCGACAUGAAGCAGGAGAUGGAGAAGAGGCUGCAGGAGAUGGAGAUUCUAUACAAGAAGGAGAAGGAAGAAGCGGACCUUCUGCUGGAGCAGCAGAGACUGGACUAUGAGAGUAAGUUGCAAGCCUUACAGAAGCAAGUGGAGACCCGGUCCCUCGCUGCAGAGACAACCGAAGAGGAAGAAGAGGAGGAAGAAGUCCCUUGGACUCAGCAUGAGUUCGAGCUGGCCCAAUGGGCCUUCCGGAAGUGGAAGUGUCACCAGUUCACGUCUCUCAGGGACUUGCUUUGGGGCAAUGCUGUAUACCUGAAGGAGGCCAACGCCAUCAGUGUGGAGCUGAAGAAGAAGGUGCAGUUUCAGUUUGUCCUGCUCACCGACACGUUGUACUCCCCUUUGCCUCCUGAAUUACUUCCCAGUGAGAUGGAAAAAACCCACGCAGAGAGGCCGUUCCCACGCACAGUGGUGGCUGUUGAAGUUCAGGAUCUGAAGAAUGGAGCUACACACUAUUGGUCACUGGAGAAACUCAGGCAGAGGCUGGAUCUGAUGCGGGAGAUGUAUGACCGGGCCGGGGAGAUGGCUUCGGGCGCCCCGGAGGAGAGCGAGGCCACGCUGACAGGCAGCGACCCGUUCUAUGACCGGUUCCACUGGUUCAAGCUGGUCGGAAGCUCCCCCAUUUUCCACGGCUGCGUGAACGAGCGUCUGGCCGACCGCACGCCCUCCCCCACUUUUUCUACGGCCGACUCGGACAUCACAGAGCUGGCCGACGAGCAGCAAGACCCCAUGGAGGACUUUGAUGAGGAGGCCUUCGUGGACGACACCGGCUCUGACGCGGGCACCGAGGAGGGAUCGGACCUCUUCAGUGACGGGCACGACCCGUUUUACGACCGCUCCCCUUGGUUCAUUUUAGUGGGCAGGGCAUUCGUGUAUCUGAGCAACCUGCUGUACCCCGUCCCUCUGAUCCACCGCGUGGCCGUGGUCAGCGAGAAGGGAGAAGUUCGGGGCUUUCUACGGGUGGCCGUCCAGGCCAUUGCAGCUGACGAAGAAGCACCUGAUUAUGGCUCUGGGAUCCGGCAGUCGGGAACAGCUAAAAUCUCUUUCGAUAAUGAGUACUUCAAUCAGAACGACUUCUCCUCAGUGGCUCUGACGAGAUCCGGCCUGUCCCUGGAGGAACUCAGGAUUGUGGAAGGCCAGGGCCAGAGCUCAGACGCUCUCUCCCCACCUGAAGAAAUCAGCCGAGUGCGGGACUUGGAUCUGAAGCAGAGUGCUCUGCUGGACGGGAAGAUGGUGAUGGAAGGGUUCGAGGAGGUCGGCCACCACCUGCAGCUGGGCAGCGCCUUCACCUUUCGUGUCACGGUGCUGCAGGCCAGCGGGAUCCUGCCCGAGUACGCCGACAUCUUCUGCCAGUUCAACUUUUUGCAUCGCCAUGAUGAAGCAUUCUCCACGGAACCACUCAAAAACAAUGGCCGAGGAAGUCCACUGGGCUUUUACCACGUACAGAAUAUUGCCGUGGAGGUCACUGAGUCAUUCGUGGACUACAUCAAGACCAAGCCGAUUGUCUUCGAAGUCUUUGGACACUACCAGCAGCACCCGACGCACCUGCAGGGGCAAGAACUUAGCAGCCCACCCCAAACCUGUCGACGGUUCUUCCCUCCACCCAUGCCGCUGUCUAAGCCAGUGCCAGCGACCAAGCUGAACACCAUGAGCAAGACCAGCCUGGGCCAGAGCAUGAGCAAAUACGACCUCCUGGUGUGGUUUGAGAUCAGCGAGCUGGAGCCCACGGGAGAGUACAUCGCAGCAGUGGUCGACCACACGGCAGGCUUGCCAUGCCAGGGCACCUUCCUGCUCCACCAGGGCAUCCAGCGGAGGGUCACGAUGACCAUCAUCCACGAGAAGGGCAGUGAGCUCCACUGGAAAGACGUGCGGGAGUUGGUGGUGGGCCGGAUUAGGAACAAGGCGGAGGUGGACGAGGCCGCGGUGGACGCCGUCCUGUCCCUCAACAUCAUCUCGGCCAAGUACCUGAAGUCCUCACACAACUCCAGCAGGACCUUCUAUCGGUUCGAGGCAGUGUGGGACAGCUCCCUGCACAACUCUCUCCUCCUGAACCGCGUCACCCCUUACGGGGAGAAGAUCUACAUGACCCUGUCGGCUUACCUAGAGCUCGACCACUGCAUCCAGCCGGCUGUCAUCACCAAGGACGUGUGCAUGGUCUUCUACUCCCGCGAUGCCAAGAUCUCGCCUCCCCGCUCUCUGCGCAGCCUCUUCGGCAGCGGCUACUCCAAAUCCCCAGACUCUAACCGAGUCACUGGGAUUUAUGAACUUAGUUUGUGCAAAAUGGCAGACACAGGAAGUCCAGGGAUGCAGAGGCGACGGCGAAGGGUCCUAGACACGUCGGUGGCUUACGUGCGAGGCGAGGAGAACCUGGCCGGCUGGCGGCCCCGAGGUGACAGCCUCAUCCUGGAGCACCAGUGGGAGCUGGAGAAGCUGGAGCUUCUGCAUGAGGUGGAGAAGACGCGACACUUCCUCCUGCUACGAGAGCGGCUGGGCGACAGCGUCCCCAAGUCCCUGAGCGACUCGCUGUCCCCCAGCCUGAGCAGCGGGACCCUCAGCACGUCCACCAGCAUCUCCUCGCAGAUCUCCAGCGCUACCUUCGAGAGCGCCAUCACGCCCAGCGAGAGCAGCGGCUACGACUCGGCUGACAUCGAGAGCCUGGUGGACCGAGAGAAGGAGCUGGCCACCAAGUGCCUGCAGCUCCUGACACACACGUUCACUAGGGAGAUCAGCCAGAUGCCCGGCAGCGGCAGCGACUGCAAGCUGUCAGACAUCUCUCCCCUGGGCCGGGACCCGUCCGUGUCCAGCUUCAGCAGCGCCACCCUGACGCCCUCGUCUACCUGCCCCUCCCUGGAGGACACUCGCAGCAACUCUAUGGAGCAGAAGACCCCAGAGGCCAAUUCUAGGGCCUCUAGCCCCGGCCCAGAGUAUGAGCAGUUUCAGAUUGUCCCGGCCUUGGAAACACCGUUUUUGGCCAGAGCGGGAAAAAAUGAAUUUCUCAACCUUGUUCCAGAUAUUGAAGAAAUUAGACCUGGCUCCGUGGUGUCCAAGAAAGGGUACCUGAACUUCAAGGAGCCCCUCUCGGGCAACUGGGCGAAACAUUUUGUCGUGGUGCGUCGGCCCUACGUGCUCAUGUACAACAGUGACAAAGACCCGGUGGAGCGGGGCCUCAUCAACCUGUCCACGGCGCAGGUGGAGUUCAGCGAGGACCCGCGCGCCGCCAGCAAGGUGCCCAACACAUUUGCUGUGUGCACAAAACACCGAGGAGUCCUCCUGCAGGCGCUCAACGACAAGGACAUGAGCGACUGGUUAUAUGCCUUCAACCCCCUCCUCGUGGGCACCAUUCGGUCCAAGCUCUCCCGCAGAUGCCCAAGCCAAGCCAAGUUCUAAGCGACUAUAGGAUGCCCUCAGUGGCCUUGAGCGACACGGAACCUCGGGGCCUCUCGUCUCUGUCCGUGAUGGGACGGUCACCCCUGUGCGGCCCCCUGUGGCUUCCCUCCCCGUCCAGUCCAGCACUGUCCUGGCGCCCCUGUCCCCCUCUUCAUUGCUGUCGUACUUCUCUCCUGUGCUGAGAAUCUCGUUAGUAGCAUGUGGCCUAACACAAGGGGGGAGGGGAAAAAAGUUCAAAAAAAAAAAUCAAAAAACAAAAACAGACAAAGAAACAAAAAAAAAAACACCAAAAGCCCAGAGGAGAUCCACGAAGUCUCCAGGUUCUUUUUCUUUUUCUUUUUUCCUUUUUGUUCUUCUUUUGGUGAUUUUGAUUUUUUUUGUCUUUUGGGUCCCUGUCCCAUCUGUUCUGUCCCAUCCACUCUGACGUUUGUCCCUCAGUAUGUGGGUGACUCGGUCUGUCUUGCAGGAAAAUGUCACGAGUGGUUUCUUUUCGCCGCUGGUGAGAUCAUUUUUCAUUGCCUCAGACACUAAGGGAGAAGGCAGCGGCCUCUCAGGCUGA
Suncus etruscus (white-toothed pygmy shrew) is the source of this 6163-nucleotide messenger RNA. RefSeq names its product kinesin family member 1B (gene KIF1B). The coding region runs from base 157 to 5604 and encodes 1815 amino acids. The transcript has 49 exons. The record is from RefSeq and is a predicted model, not a curated record. Gene Ontology annotation, biological process: microtubule-based movement. NCBI's taxonomy places the organism in Eukaryota, Metazoa, Chordata, Mammalia, Eulipotyphla, Soricidae. Gene Ontology annotation, molecular function: microtubule motor activity; microtubule binding; ATP binding.